Molecule: messenger RNA, 339 nt
Organism: Exserohilum turcica Et28A
Lineage: Eukaryota; Fungi; Ascomycota; Dothideomycetes; Pleosporales; Pleosporaceae
Exons: 1
Coding region: 1-339 (112 amino acids)
Source: RefSeq, a predicted model, not a curated record
AUGACUCAACCCCUACGAGAAGACUUCCCCCCUCUCUUCCUCAUCCCCUGCCUACUAGGCGUGCGCUCCCGCCGCCACCACUUCCUCCUCCGCCGCACCGAGCAGCUAGUUGGCGAAGCCAGAGCGGCCGUCGAGUCCAUCGAGAACACGCCGGGUGCCGUCAUGACCGUGGAGCAAGCAGAAUUCAUCAGAGACAGGUUAUUGCGCAUGCGACCUCAGAUCGAGGAGGUACUCGUGUAUCUUCUUAAGCACGAACGAAGGCGUAUGACAUUGCGGGCUGGCCUUGUCGUAUACGACAUGACAUGUUGCGAAGACGCGGUUGAGAAGGCUUUGAGGUAG